Pomacea canaliculata is the source of this 4612-nucleotide messenger RNA. RefSeq names its product regulator of telomere elongation helicase 1-like. NCBI's taxonomy places the organism in Eukaryota, Metazoa, Mollusca, Gastropoda, Architaenioglossa, Ampullariidae. Gene Ontology annotation, cellular component: nucleus. Gene Ontology annotation, biological process: regulation of double-strand break repair via homologous recombination; negative regulation of DNA recombination; negative regulation of t-circle formation. Gene Ontology annotation, molecular function: ATP binding; DNA helicase activity; DNA binding. The record is from RefSeq and is a predicted model, not a curated record.
ACAAGCAUGGCGGGAAUUCCAAUAAACAAUUUAGAAAGAAUUAAGAAAUACCAGAAGUGAUGUAUUUCAUAUCGCACUCGCUGUGCUGUAUGUGUGAAUUAUAUCAAGAGAUGAAAUUAGAAAAUAACUGUUUAACUUUAAAACCAUAGGCGCCUAUUAGUGCGUUUUCCAUAUGAGAGGACUACGCCUCGCUUCGAAGAUUUUAAGUGACUGUCAAGUUCUAUAUUUUCCAGUGCCACGACCUACGUCCUGCAUGGCUAUAUCUCCAUUGUGACAGCUCAGAGAUCGUGCAAAAAAAAACUGAAAAAUGGCCUUGAUAGAUGUGAGGGGUGUGAAAGUCAGUUUUCCAUACACACCUUAUCCUUGUCAAGUCACCUAUAUGGAAAAAGUUGUGGAGACUUUACAGAAGCAUGAAAAUGCUGUCUUGGAAAGUCCCACUGGUACUGGUAAGACACUCUGUUUGCUAUGCUCAUCGCUGGCAUGGCUUGAAGGCCGCAAGGCACAGGUGGAACUUAACAGACAAACUGGGGCAGCAGCCUUGCUGGGAGAGGCUGGAAAAGAGAAUAUCAGUGACCAAACUCUUUCAGCCAUGGCAGCUAGCUUGCAAAGAGCUUCUGGUUCUUCCUGGGGUUCGAGCGAUUUUUUGGUGCCAAAGAUCAUCUAUGCCUCUAGAACUCACUCCCAGCUUUCACAGGCUGUCCAAGAACUGAAGAAGACAGCAUACAGCAGUGUGAAAACAGCAGUGAUAGGGUCACGAGAACAGUUGUGUGUCAACGAGCAAGUGAAGAAAGAAGUUAGCAACACUGCAAAGGUCCAUCUUUGCAGAGCCAAGGUUUCAGCACACCGCUGCCACCAUUACAAUGUUUUAGAAGACCUGAAACGCAAUGCAGAGGUUAGGCACAUUGUUGGCAAUGUGGUUGAUAUUGAAGACCUUGUCUCUCACGGUUCCAAGAGCAAAGUGUGCCCAUACUACCUGGCACGAGAGAUCAAGUCUGAUGCAGACAUCAUAUUUAUGCCAUAUAAUUAUCUUCUGGAUCCAAAGUCUAGGCGAACUCAUGGUGUGGAGCUGCAAGGAAAUAUUGUUAUAUUUGAUGAAGCACAUAAUCUGGAGCGAAUUUGUGAAGAAAGUGCCUCUUUUGACCUUAGUUCUUUGGACCUAGCCACAGCUAUAGAAGAAACUACACAGCUGGGAGUCAAAGUGACUGACUUACUAGAAGCAGAAGCAGGUAGUGCUGAUACAGGAGAUGCCACUACAAUUCCUGAGUUCACGUUGGAGGAUAUUGUUGUACUGAAAAAAACCCUCUUGGAACUCGAAGAGCUGAUAGAUGCUGAGCCUCUGACAGAUAAAGGCUCUACACAACCUGGCAUGUACAUAUUUGAUUUACUGGCCAAGGUCAACAUAUCCUACCAAACAAAAACUGAAGUCAUUAAUGUGCUGGACAAAAUGGUAGGCAUUUUUAAAUAUGAUGGUACAUCUUCACUUUUACAUACCAAGGGUGUGGGACUGUCAAAAGUGGCUGAUGCUUUGAAGAUCGUGUUUAGCCAAGAGCCAGGAGAUAAUGUUUCUAUCAGCCAACAUAAGGCUGCUUUAGCACUGAAUUACAAGGUUCACAUACACCUGAAGGAGGGUAACACACAGAAGAGAAAAAAGAAGCUUGACUCAUGGGCUUCAGCUGGGGGAAGUGAGAAAUCAGAGCGAGUCCUCAGCUAUUGGUGCUUCAGCCCUGGACACAGUAUGAAGGACCUUGUGAGUCAGGGGGUCACUUCCAUCAUUCUCACUAGUGGCACCCUUUCCCCCAUCGAGUCCUUCACCAUGGAGAUGCAAGUGCCUUUUAAUAUACGCCUUGAGAACCCUCAUGUCAUUCAAAAGCACCAGGUGUGGAUUGGAAGUCUAAGCUGUGGUCCUGAUGGGACUGUGUUGAACUCCAGCUAUCAAAACAGAUUCAGUGAGUCUUACCAGUCAUCACUUGGUAAUUCUAUAGUAAACUUUGCUCGCGUGGUACCCAAAGGGCUUCUUGUGUUUUUCCCUUCCUAUCCCCUGAUGGAGAUGUGUGUGGAGAUGUGGCAGAAAAACAACAUCUGGAAUAGGAUCUUGGCACAUAAGGCUGUUGUUCUAGAGCCAAGGGGCAAAGAUGCUUUUACAGAGGCAAUGCAAGACUAUUACAGCAAAAUUAAUGAUGAGACAUUGAAUGGUGCUAUCUUCAUGGCAGUGUGCAGAGGCAAGGUGAGUGAAGGACUGGACUUUGCUGAUACAAAUGGUCGUGCUGUGGUCAUCACUGGCUUGCCAUUCCCUCCUAUGAUGGAUCCACGUGUCAUUCUUAAAAUGCAGCACCUAGACAGCAUGCGGGGAAAGAUGGGAUUUGAGAGUCUUACGGGUCAGCAGUGGUACCAGCAGCAGGCAACACGAGCAGUGAAUCAAGCCAUAGGCCGUGUCAUACGGCACAAGGAUGACUUUGGUGCUAUUCUGUUAUGUGAUACGAGAUUUUCUUCCCAGCAUUCUAUUAACCAGCUUCCAAUGUGGAUAAGGCCUUAUGUCUCAAAGUACACCACUUUUGGCCAAGCUGUUAAAGACAUGUUGUCGUUCUUCAAGAUUGCAGAGAAAACAUUGCCAGUUCCACAGGGAAGGCAGCACAAGUCAAAAACAACUGGGAAUGGCUCUGGUUGUCAGGUGGCAUUUUUUGAGCCAACACUUUCUCGCCGUGUGGGGCAUAUCGAGCAGGCAUCUGGUGUUGCUUAUCAUGUGCCAAGCCUAAGCAAACAAAGAAAUGAAGGCAACAGCUCCACAAUUUCUCCUUUGGAGCAGUACACCAGGUUAAGCAUACCGAAAGUCAGUUCUGCAACUGGAAGUCGUCAAGGACUACUUGGUGCACUGGAGAGCAGUGAUAAAAUUGUGGAAAAGAUUGAGAGACUUUCAGAAUCACAGAUUCCCUCUUACCAGCCCCUUGGAAAGAAAGUCUCAAGGAAAAGAAAAAUCGUCAUAAAGUGGCCUGACUCCCACCCAGCAAAGCCACCUCCGUCUGUAACAGCACUAGACCCUAAGGACACCAGCAGCAGCAGCAGCAGCAGCAGCAGCAGCAAAGUGAAGUCUGUGCUGUCAGCGGCAGACUACCAGAGGUUUUCAAAAGCACUCACAGAAUACAAGAAUAAGGAGUCCUUGCCAGAUGUAACUGCUGUUCUGGCCCACCUUUUCACGACUGAAAAAGAACGGUUUCACCUAUUCAGAAUGUUCUACAAGUUUGUAAGACCUCAUCAUAAGAAAGAGUUUGACAGCAUUUGCAGUGCACUGACAGGACAGUCAUGUAACUACAGGUCAGAGCAUGUGUUAACUUGGGAAUCUGUCAUGGGGCGCAGCGCUCAAGAAUCCCAUGACAAACGAAUGAAGCUAGACAGUGUGCAAAACAAUGGCCCCUGCCAGGAGUUUAAUUCGGAUAAAAAUCCUGGAUCUUCUAAAACUUCAGAGACAGGACCUUCAUCUUCAAGUAAUAGCAGUGGAAACGUGGCACCUGGUUCGAGCAUCUCAGGUUGUAAAGUGAUGAACUCUACGGCCAGGGUCGCAGAGACGAGUUCUGCAAGUACAGCAGGACCUGAUGGGACCAAAAGUAGCCAUUUGAACACUGAGAGGCACUUACAGGAGGAUACUGGGGAACCUCAAAGGACAACAGUUUCUUUGGGGCAGCUCGACGUUGAGAAGAUAAGACUCAUGGCCAGAGAAUCCAACAAAGUUCAUCCGAAAUCAGGUUACACUUGCAGCAAGUGUAAGAAUGAUGCCCAUGUACCAUUUGAGAACACUUGUGGCCAUGUCUGCUGUUUCAUGUGCUGGCGGCAAUCACUCCAGGUGAGCAGGGUGUGCCCAGGCGGCUGUGGCCAGGAGGUCAGACGCCGACAGCUUCGCCAGCUCCUCUUCGCAUCGGGUGACCAGAGCGUCUUCCACGACACCGAGAUGGCAGCAGUGCCUCCACCCCCUGCGGAUAGAGACUCUAAUAAAGCCUCUCCAUCGUACGUCUGAAUGACGACCUGCUUCCCAGCUGGGUCAGACUUGAGAAGCCCCAGAGACAGUGCCGGUGUCUUAGUCUUAGCUCUCUGCUCUGGUAACCAUUGCAAACACGCGCUGCGCUGGCGCGGGCCGGGAACAGGAUAUUUCCGCUAUGUGCUGGGCUUAGAGGUUAUAUUUAAAUUUCUGAUAGUUAUCAACAGGGCAUCACACGGGUACAUGUAGAAAAGGUCAUCCUUGCCUUCCUUUCUAGAGGUUUAAAGAAAAAAAACCCUAAAUUCCGCAAGUGCCGGAAUUUAAAAUAAUUUGCACAUGCGCAGCUUGGCUGGUCUGAGUAGUGUAAGUCUGGAAUGGUUAUCUGAAUAGAAAGAUGCGAUUGUGAGACUGGCAGUAAGGGCCGUUUGAUUGCGAAUAAUAAGACUGUAACUAACUUGUUGCUAAACAGUAAUUAGACUGAGGAUAGAUUAAUAACAUGCAAACUCCUUAGCGGUAACUGGACUGUGAAUAUGGCAGCAAGAUAAUGUGUUGAGAGGUACACACUAAUGUUGAACACUUGAAUUUGUGUGUGUGAAGGCUGUGGCUGAUGACUUGCCACUGGCAAGAAAUAUGUCUGAGAAGACA